Molecule: messenger RNA, 841 nt
Organism: Talaromyces proteolyticus
Lineage: Eukaryota; Fungi; Ascomycota; Eurotiomycetes; Eurotiales; Trichocomaceae
Exons: 5
Coding region: 1-816 (271 amino acids)
Molecular function (GO): oxidoreductase activity, acting on the CH-OH group of donors, NAD or NADP as acceptor
Source: RefSeq, a predicted model, not a curated record
AUGAAGAGCGACAGGAAAGGUGGUUCUCAUAUUUGGAGCUACAGGUGGAGUUGGAGGACAAGGGCAUGGGCACAAGCAGGUGCAAAAGGAAUUAUUCUUGCCGGGCGAACGGAGUUGCGACUGAAGGAACCAUCUGAUGCUGUCAAGAAGUUGUCCCCAUCAACGAAGGUGAUAGCAGUUCCGACUGAGGUGACUUCUGAGCAAUCUGUCAAAUCUGUCUUUGAAACUGCCCUAGUUUCUUUUGAGAGGAUUGACGUAGUUAUGAAUGCAUGCGGGGUCAUGAACAAUGGCCAUAAAACUGGAGAAAUUGAGCCGUCACAGUGGUUCAGAGACUUUGAAGUUAAUGUUAAAGGAUCCUACAACAUUGCCCAUAAUUUCAUCAAGUCAGGCGGUGGGCAAGGGACUAUAAUUUUUAUUGUUAGCAUGGGCGCAUCAUUCACAGUACCCGGUAUCAGCUCCUACUCAGCAAGCAAACUAUCAGUCAUUAAGUUGGCUGAAUAUUUGGAUGCUGAACACCCCCAGCUUCGAGUAUUCGCUAUACAUCCCGGUAUACUCCAGCAGACCGAGACCAAGAGAGGCAUGGUUGUUGACACAUUCACCCCGUUUGCCCGCGAUAAGGGUAUCAUGACAGGCGGAAUUACCUUAUACUUUGCUGGUCCUACAGCGGAGCAUUUACGGGGCUGUUUCUUCAGUGCAAACUGGGAAUUAGAUGAGACUGCAGCCCACAAAGAGGAAAUUAUAGAUCAGAAGCUUCUGAAGCUUUCUUUUCUCCACGCGAAGCUCUCACCCGAAGGCCAUCCAUGGGGUUCUAAAUGAUUGUAUAGACAGCAUCCCAUAGUUC